Molecule: messenger RNA, 558 nt
Organism: Vanderwaltozyma polyspora DSM 70294
Lineage: Eukaryota; Fungi; Ascomycota; Saccharomycetes; Saccharomycetales; Saccharomycetaceae
Gene: ADD37
Product: Add37p
Exons: 1
Coding region: 1-558 (185 amino acids)
Source: RefSeq, a predicted model, not a curated record
AUGUGUGCAGCUAUUAUAACAAAAUCAUUUCAAAACUGUUCUGAAAGUGAAGUUCCAGGCUACAAUGACUGUCCUUCUUUCUUAUUCGACCUAGGUACUAAGAGAAACACUAUUAAAGACAAUAAAAUUAUUGAUAAUGUCCCAUACAUGUACGGCAAAAAAUUACAAGCUAAUGUGGUAGCUCCACCACCACCAAUGAAACGUAGAGUAAGUAGAAGAACUUCUUCCACUUCCUCUUUGGUUUCAUCAUCUUCUUCCGUUGAAUUUGAUCAUUUAUUAGCUAAGGAUGAAAUCUUAUCUAUGAUCAGCCAGUUAUUGAACACUCAAUCAAGAUUAUCUUCUAAAGAAUUCGAUUUCUACAGAAGAAAGAUCGACUCUAACAUCAGUGGCAGUUUAGAUCACGAAAGUACUAGACACAUCCUAACACAAUUCUUUACUGAAUCAAAGAGAAACAGAGCUAACGCUGAAACUCUACUCAGAAACUGGAUGAUUACUGACAUCACUAUUUCAAAUUGGUCUCCAGCUUUAUUGAAAGUUUUUGAAAACACUAUUGUAUAA